This is a messenger RNA of Chionomys nivalis (European snow vole), 2534 nucleotides long. It is a transcript of the gene Gata4, whose product is annotated as GATA binding protein 4. Gene Ontology annotation, molecular function: zinc ion binding; DNA-binding transcription factor activity, RNA polymerase II-specific; RNA polymerase II cis-regulatory region sequence-specific DNA binding. The record is from RefSeq and is a predicted model, not a curated record. Lineage: Eukaryota; Metazoa; Chordata; Mammalia; Rodentia; Cricetidae. Gene Ontology annotation, cellular component: nucleus. Gene Ontology annotation, biological process: positive regulation of transcription by RNA polymerase II; negative regulation of transcription by RNA polymerase II; cell fate commitment.
CGGGAGCAAGGGACAAGCCGGAGGCCGGCACAGUGGCCGCCUGAGGCUCCGCCGCCGCUGCAACUCCGCGGGUGCUGGGAGGUCGUGCGGGCUCUCCGAGAGGCUCGUGCGGGCCAGGACUGCCACAGCAGUGAAGAGACCUCCUAGGGCCCUCUUCGCUGGAGCCCUGCUGGAACUAGCGGUAUAGCCUGGGCUUGCAACAGGCGGAGUGCAGCGACUAGGCACAUCCAACCGGUGGGUGAUCCGAAGGUCUGCUCAGGGAGUUCGAGCCCAGCCUUGGCUACGUCCUGGGGCACCUCCAGCCUCCCUGCCCGGGAGCAGAGUCAGCCCUUCUGCACUACCUUCUGGAACAACCACAAAUCCAAUUUGGGAUUUUUUUUUCUGAGCAAACUAGAGCCUAGAGGUUGCUCUUCUCAUGCUGGAUUUAAUUCGUAUAUAGUUUGAGCGAGUUGGGACUCUCCCAAUUGAUUUUUGAUCUCCGUUUUCGUGACAGUUCCGCACACCUGCAUUCUAAUUCUUGUCGCUUUGGUCUGCUGUGCCCGCGUGGCUCCUUGACCCGCAAGUGAAGAGAGGACAUCGACGCGCAGAGCUUGGGGCGAUGUACCAAAGCCUGGCCAUGGCCGCCAACCACGGCCCCCCGCCCGGCGCCUACGAGGCGGGUGGCCCCGGCGCCUUCAUGCACAGCGCGGGUGCGGCGUCCUCGCCGGUCUAUGUGCCCACUCCGCGGGUGCCCUCCUCUGUGCUAGGCCUGUCGUACCUGCAGGGCGGAGGAGGGGGUGCCGCAUCCGGAGCCGCCUCGGGUGGCAGCUCCGGGGCCGCCCCGUCGGGUGCGGGGCCAGGGACCCAGCAGGGCAGCCCAGGCUGGAGCCAGGCUGGAGCCGAGGGAGCCGCCUACACCCCGCCACCCGUGUCCCCGCGCUUCUCCUUCCCGGGGACCACUGGGUCCCUGGCGGCCGCAGCCGCUGCCGCCGCGGCUCGAGAAGCCGCAGCCUACAGUAGUGGUGGCGGAGCGGCGGGCGCGGGCCUGGCUGGCCGAGAGCAGUAUGGGCGUCCCGGCUUUGCGGGCUCUUACUCUAGCCCCUAUCCGACUUAUAUGGCCGACGUGGGUGCAUCCUGGGCAGCAGCAGCCGCCGCCUCCGCAGGCCCCUUCGACAGCCCAGUCCUGCACAGCCUUCCCGGACGGGCCAACCCUGCCCGACACCCCAAUCUCGUAGAUAUGUUUGAUGACUUCUCGGAAGGCAGAGAGUGUGUCAACUGUGGGGCCAUGUCCACCCCGCUCUGGAGGAGAGACGGGACAGGACACUACCUGUGCAAUGCCUGUGGCCUCUACCACAAGAUGAACGGCAUCAACCGACCCCUCAUUAAGCCUCAGCGCCGGCUGUCUGCUUCCCGCCGGGUAGGCCUCUCUUGUGCCAACUGCCAGACCACCACCACCACGCUGUGGCGCCGCAAUGCUGAGGGAGAGCCUGUGUGCAAUGCCUGUGGCCUCUACAUGAAGCUCCAUGGGGUACCCAGGCCUCUUGCAAUGCGGAAGGAGGGGAUUCAAACCAGAAAACGAAAACCCAAGAACCUGAAUAAAUCUAAGACAACAGCAGGUCCAUCUGGUGAGAGCCUCCCGCCCACCAGCAGCGCCUCCAGCAACUCCAGCAACGCCACCAGCAGCAGCAGCAGCAGCAGUGAGGAGAUGCGCCCCAUCAAGACAGAGCCUGGGCUGCCCUCUCACUAUGGGCACAGCACCUCCAUAUCCCAGGCAUUCUCUGUCAGUACUGUGUCCGGCCAUGGGCCCUCCAUCCAUCCAGUGCUGUCGGCUCUGAAGCUCUCCCCACAAGGCUAUGCAUCUCCGGUCACUCAGACAUCACAGGCCAGCUCCAAGCAGGACUCUUGGAACAGCCUGGUCCUGGCUGACAGUCACGGGGACAUAAUUACAGCAUAAUCAUCCCCUCUCCCUCUUCAAAUUCCUGCUCGGACUUGGGACCUGGGGGCCAGCAAAGUCUGAGGCUGGGGCAACCUGGCCAGCCCCUUCGUCUGGGAACAACUCCCGAAGAACAACUGGGUAGAACUUGAAGUUGUUGACAAUCGCUUAGGGAUGUGGGUGCUGGGUUUCUUCAAACACCUUUUUCAGGUGGAGCCCUGGGAAGAGCCUGCGACCUUAGAGACACGCCCACCUUCGCGUGCGAGCACGGCCCAAUGAGGCUCUUCCCUGGUGCAGGAGAUCUUUCUCAUUCUCCACCUGCCUGUCCAGGAUAGAGACCUAAUCUCCUUCACCCCAACUCUCCACCCCAGUGGUUCUAGGUAGUGGGUUUUUUUUUCUUUGUGCUCCUCGGGUGGCUGUAGGGUCCCAGGCUUCAAGACACUGUCUCCAGCCUGUGCAGGGUGUCUACUUGAUGUGGACUGGACGUGGCAGCCCUGCCCUUGUCCAACACUCCCCUUGAGGCAUGGCAUAUCCCUGCAUGCCCCAUACCAGAUCUGACUCCAGAAGCGCGGGUGCAGUGCAGAUGUUACUGAGUGCUCCCUGGGGAGAUGGUGGUGGUGGU